Messenger RNA from Pelodiscus sinensis (Chinese soft-shelled turtle), 4817 nucleotides. The record is from RefSeq and is a predicted model, not a curated record. NCBI's taxonomy places the organism in Eukaryota, Metazoa, Chordata, Testudines, Trionychidae.
UCUCAGAGAUGGGCUCCACGUAACACUUCAGUUCUGAAAAACUAAGGACAGAUGACUCAGUAGUGUGCAAUGGAGAAAACAGCAGGAGAAAUACCAGCCCUGAGGCUACCAUUUUAUGUCUUAUUGUACUGCAGCCAUGCACUCCCAACUCCCAGUGUGCUGCCUUAGGGAGAGAACACGCUUGUCAGACAUUACUAGAUCCAUUUGUUGUCUUACAACUUUUUCACUUUUGCAUUGUGCAAUCCACUUGUGAGAAGAGGAAUGAUGACUUUUUAUAGAUGCUGUUUGAUUCUCUUGGCAUUUAUCUGGAACACCUCUGCCUAUGGACCAAACCAAAGGGCACAGAAGAAGGGAGACAUUAUUCUUGGGGGACUCUUCCCCAUUCAUUUUGGAGUGGCUGCCAAAGACCAGGAUCUAAAAUCUAGGCCAGAAUCAGUAGAGUGUAUAAGGUAUAAUUUCCGAGGUUUCCGGUGGCUGCAGGCCAUGAUUUUUGCCAUAGAGGAAAUAAACAGUAGCCCGACUCUGCUUCCCAACAUGACCUUGGGAUACAGGAUAUUUGACACCUGCAACACGGUCUCCAAAGCCCUGGAGGCUACGCUGAGUUUUGUGGCCCAGAACAAGAUAGAUUCCCUGAACCUGGAUGAGUUCUGCAACUGCUCAGACCACAUUCCUUCUACCAUUGCAGUCGUGGGGGCAACCGGCUCUGGCAUCUCCACCGCCGUGGCCAACCUGCUGGGACUCUUUUACAUACCUCAGGUCAGUUAUGCCUCGUCCAGCCGACUUUUGAGCAACAAAAACCAGUUCAAGUCUUUCCUCCGUACCAUCCCCAAUGAUGAGCACCAGGCCACUGCGAUGGCAGAUAUCAUUGAGUACUUUCGCUGGAACUGGGUGGGAACGAUUGCAGCUGAUGAUGACUAUGGGAGGCCAGGGAUUGAGAAGUUCCGGGAGGAGGCAGAGGAAAGGGACAUCUGCAUUGAUUUCAGUGAGCUCAUCUCCCAGUACUCAGUUGAGGAGGAAAUCCAGCAAGUGGUGGAGGUCAUCCAGAACUCCACUGCUAAAGUGAUUGUUGUCUUCUCCAGUGGACCAGACUUGGAACCCCUCAUCAAGGAGAUAGUCAAGCGUAACAUAACUGGCAGGAUCUGGCUGGCAAGCGAGGCUUGGGCCAGCUCUUCCCUGAUAGCUAUGCCAGAGUUCUUCCAUGUUAUUGGCGGUACCAUUGGGUUUGCACUGAAGGCAGGACAGAUCCCAGGCUUUCGUGAGUUUCUGCAGAAAGUGCAUCCCAAGAAAUCCACCAACAAUGGCUUUACCAAAGAGUUUUGGGAGGAGACUUUUAACUGCUACCUCCCAGAAGGGUCCAAGAAUCUACCAGCUCCAGCCUCCAUCCACAAGGUUCAUGAAGAAGAAAGUGGAGUUGGAAAUAGCACAGCUGCCUUCCGGCCCCCUUGCACAGGGGAGGAGAACAUCACCAAUGUAGAGACGCCAUACAUGGACUACACACACCUGCGGAUAUCUUAUAAUGUGUAUUUGGCAGUGUACUCCAUUGCCCAUGCUUUGCAGGAUAUAUUCACCUGUACCCCUGGAAAAGGCCUCUUUACCAAUGGGUCAUGUGCAGACAUUAAGAAGGUUGAGGCAUGGCAGGUAUUGAAGCAUCUGCGUCAUUUAAAUUUCACCAGUAACAUGGGGGAGCAAGUGGAUUUUGAUGAGUCUGGGGACCUAAUAGGGAAUUACUCGAUAAUCAAUUGGCACCUGUCACCAGAGGAUGGCUCUAUCAUGUUUGAGGAGGUCGGACACUACAAUGUUUAUGCCAGGAAGGGAGAGAGGCUCUUCAUCAAUGAAAACAAAAUCCUGUGGAGUGGAUUCUCCAGGGAGGUGCCAGUCUCUAACUGCAGCACGGAGUGUCUCCCAGGUACCAGAAAAGGUAUCAUGGAGGGAGAGCCCACCUGUUGCUUUCAGUGCGUGAACUGCUCCGACGGGGAAUACAAUGAUGAAACAGAUGCGAGUGCUUGUGCCAAGUGCCCUGAGGAUUUCUGGUCCAAUGAAAACCACACCUCUUGCAUUCCGAAGCAAAUCGAGUUCCUGUCCUGGACUGAGCCUUUUGGAAUAGCUCUGACUCUCUUUGCUGUGCUUGGAAUUUUCCUGACCUCAUUUGUUCUGGGGGUCUUCACCAAAUUCCACAACACACCCAUUGUCAAGGCCACCAACCGCGAGUUGUCCUACCUCCUCCUGUUCUCCCUGCUGUGCUGCUUCUGCAGCUCCCUGUUCUUCAUUGGCAAGCCCCAGGACUGGACUUGCCGCUUGCGACAGCCAGCCUUUGGCAUCAGCUUUGUCCUCUGCAUCUCCUGCAUCCUGGUAAAGACAAAUCGUGUCCUGCUGGUUUUUGAAGCCAAGAUCCCUACAACAGCCAGGGCCACGCUGAGACGGAGCAACGUGUCACGCAAGAGGUCUAACAGUCUGGGUGGUUCCACAGGCUCUACCCCCUCAUCCUCCAUCAGUAGCAAGAGCAACUAUGAAGACCCCUGCUCUCUGCCGACGUCCACGGAGCGGCAGCAGCAGAAGCGCGGAUGCAAGCAAAAAGUCAUCUUUGGAAGUGGGACUGUCACUCUCUCAUUGAGCUUUGAGGAGCCCCAGAAGAACUCUGUGGCCAGCAAGAAUUCCAAGUGCAGAAACUCCUUAGAAGUCCAAAACAGUGAUGACAGCCUGAUGCGGCACAGGGCCCUGCUUCCCCUACAGAACAGUGAACCCCUAGGUGUGGAGCCUGGCUUCCAGGCACCUUCAAGCCAAGAAACCAGCGUACAGGAGUCAGGAGUGGGAGAAACCAAACAAGAGGAGCAAAGCCCAGAAGAGCCACCUCUGCCAUCAGCAAAUUCCCAGAAUUUUAUCGGUAGCGGCAGUGGUUCGGUCAUAGAGAACACAAUACAUUUUUAACAAACAAAAAUGAUAAAAUCCACCACUGUUCCCCAGGGAAACCAGCACACCUUCUUGCUUCUUGGAGAAAGACACCAACGACACGGCUCAGAUGUAGCCUCAACACCUUCUUGCUAAUAAAGGCAAAGAGACACUCACCACCAAAGGACACACAGGAGGCAGACUGUCAGAGGCUACAUCUAGGAACCAUUGUACUGACACUGUGUUUGGUUUAAAGAAAUCAGGAUCCUGACAUCUUGAAAGGACAAGUGAAAAUCUUCCCCCAGCUGGGAUUUGUCUACUGCCUUGCCAUUGUCGGUCCUGCCUGCCAGACUGCAGCUCAGUGGGUGUAGCUAGGGGGUUAGGCAAUUUCAUUUUACUCUGCUUUUAUGCUGAUGUAUAAAACCCCUCUUCCCCACUGUGUAUAAUAGUCCCUCUGUAGACUACAUGUGAGAUCUCUAACCAUGUUAAGACCAAGGAAAGGACUCGGCUUUACUAAAACAGGAUUUGCAGUUUGACCUGAGGAAAGGGGUCCUUUAAAAAUACAACAAAUAAAGACAUAAAUAUUCCGAAUGCGUGGCAUAGCCAACAGUCUGAACAUGUAAAGUAUUUAAUAGGACAGGCUAUUUAUAUAAGAUGUUCCAACCCCUGCUUCCCAUGGCUGCCAGUGUGAGCGGUAGUGAAUGCCGGACAGUGUUCUUCAUAGACAUCAGUGCAUUAGAUCAAGUCACAAGUGUCCUGUUGGUCUGUUCCAGUUAACACGUCACCUCCAAGCUGCCUUUUUUGGUGGAAAGGGGUGACAGCUUGCUCCUGGGGCAGAAUGUUGUGAGAGCUCAGUGAGAUGUAUCCAUGAGUUACUAGAUCGCUAUGCUCAAUGAAGUGUCUCUCGCGCUCUCACACACUCUCACAAACACACACACACACACACUCAUUCACAGUCCCACAUUCACACAGUCACACUCACAUACACACUCACUCACACAACAAACACUCACACACAUACCACACUCACUCAUAUACACUCACUUACUCAAGCUAGUCAAGAUGGGGAAACUGCCCCUCAAAAGUGUGCAUGUUUGGGGAUAGCUAAAGGAAAAAUGAGCAUUUGAGGGGCAUACAUAGACAAAAGGCUAGGUGGAGUAUAAUGGAAAUGCAUAUGGGCAACCAGAUGAUUUGGGUUUUGUGCCAAUUGAAUAUUUUGGAGCAACAAGGCUUUUGGAGGAUUUAUAUAGUUGAUGAGCCAGGGCAAGUGGCAAGUGUGGUCCAUUUUGAAGGGGUGUCUGGUACGUGAUGUGUCUCCUUUAUCUGAAAGAGAAGCUUUAGGGUGUGGGAGGGGAGCAGAAAGACUUCUAAAGACACUCUCUUUAACGGUCUUCUCAAGGUUGACCCAAUUGCCACAGAUUAUUCAUAAGACAUGCCCAUUUCUCUCCCACCCACUUUGAGAAUAACUGAAAUGAACUUGCAUGUCCAGGGGUCAAAGAAUCCGUGUUACUGUCUGACACACGGGUGACAAUGGCGUUACAUGAGGGAUUUAGUGCUACAUAGAUUCCAAGGCCAGAAGAGACCACUGUGAUCAUCUAGUCUGACCUCCUGCAUAAUGUAAUUCACAGAACUUCCCCCAAAUAGUUCCUAGAGUACAUCAUUAGGAAAACAUCCACUUAAAAGUUUAGACCCCUUUUUGCAACAGUUAUCAGCCUGUGGGAAUCUGGUUUAAUCUUCUCUCAAAAUACAAUAAAAUGCUCUUAGUCACUGCAGCAAUACAAGAUGGCCUUAGUCUUACUUGAACGGAGACAAACAAAGGUCUGUGGAAAUGCGCUGGAAAAAACAUUGCUAUUGUUGUUGUUUGGUUGUCGUUUUGUUUUUUGUUUUGUUUUGUCAGGGCAGGAAAAUAAAACUUCCCGGUGAUAUUGCCA